Messenger RNA from Penicillium lagena, 2172 nucleotides. RefSeq lists its product as uncharacterized. Gene Ontology annotation, molecular function: DNA-binding transcription factor activity, RNA polymerase II-specific; RNA polymerase II cis-regulatory region sequence-specific DNA binding; zinc ion binding. NCBI's taxonomy places the organism in Eukaryota, Fungi, Ascomycota, Eurotiomycetes, Eurotiales, Aspergillaceae. Gene Ontology annotation, cellular component: nucleus. The transcript has 5 exons. Gene Ontology annotation, biological process: positive regulation of transcription from RNA polymerase II promoter by galactose; DNA-templated transcription. Bases 1 to 2172 code for a protein of 723 amino acids. The record is from RefSeq and is a predicted model, not a curated record.
AUGUCUGCAGACCCGCUGAGCAUGACGGCAACGUCCCCAGAUGGUGUGGAUGGAGCAAGCGGAAGUUCUCAGCCUAUCAAACGACGCCGAGUGACUUAUGCAUGCGAUCUGUGUCGCUCCAAGAAGAAUCGCUGCGACGGGGGAGACCAUCUUGUGGGCCUUGUCGCGAGCGGAACCAAACAUGUAUCUACACCGGGCAAAGAGCCCGGAUUUCGAUAUGUUGAUGACCUGAAACGUCGAAACCAGAUGUUGGAGUGCCGGCUGACGGCCCUGCGGAGCAGUGACGCCUUCAAUCAGAGAACCAGUGGACAGCAAUCCCCUUCAACUACACAGCUGCAAGACGGAGCAGCCGCGGAGUCAACUAUAAAUGGUAUGGAGAAAUCUGACGAAAGGUCAACUGAAUAUUUUGGGGAGUCAUCUACAUUCGACUUCUUAGCAAAGGUCGGCUCGCCAGACAAGAACCUAUCCCAAAGGUCAACAGCUGCCGUUCCAGAAGUAAACCCUUCACUCACGACUUCGUCGCCCUCGGAUAUGGUCUUUGAAGGUCUGCGUGGAGGUGGCAGAACUGAUGACAGCUUCGAGCUCCCGCAUCGCUCGGUGGCUGACCGACUCGUCGAUGCUUACUUCAAGCAUCGACACCCACUUAACACCUAUCUCCAUGAAGGGGACUUUCGGCGACGGUACCACCGUCUGUGGCUCAGCCAAGAUAGCGGUGGAGAGGAAGCAAAUGCACAAAAUCUGGCCUGGUUCGGUUUGGUAAAUCUCGUUUUGAUGUUCGGAAGUGAAGAUGCGCCGGGAGCCAGUAGGCCACCGAUUGAGCGAUCACGAUACUUCAAGCGUGCAAAGACUCUUAUUUUUUCUUGCAUCUUGCAGACCGGUACGAUUGAGCUUGUCCAGGCGCUGCUCCUGAUGGGCCAGUACUUGCAUGGGUCCCUGGAGCUGGAAAAUAGCUGGACCGUCGUCGGCCUUGCCAUUCGUUCUGCUCAGGGUCUCGGGCUUCACCUCGACCCUGCGAGUUUUACCACAAAUGUGGUCAAGCAAGAGAUCCGAAAACGUGUAUGGUGGGGAUGCUUCGUGAUCGAUCGAGUUCUUAGCACGAAAGUCGGGAGGCCACCCACAAUCCAGGACGGCCCUGCAAUCCAGAUCGGGUUUCCUUUGGCAAUCGAUGACGAGUACCUUGCCGAUGCUUACCAGCCCCCUGAGAUUCCAUCCAAGCUGGAAUAUUUUAGUCAGGUUAUUGUGCAGUGCCGACUGAUCGAGAAGAUCUUGGAUACACUCUACAGUUGGGGGAGCGCCUCACAUCGUUCCAAGCGUAAGUCAGUAACCGCUAAUACACCGCAGCUUUUAGCACGAAUGAUCGAGCUGGAUGGAGAACUUAUUGCGUGGCAGAAUGCCCUGCCUCGGCACCUAAGACCGGGUAUCCAGAGCCAAGAGUGGCAUUUUGACCGACAGAGGAACGUCUUGCUGAUGCGCUUCCUUCACGCUCGCCUCCUUAUUCAUCGGCAGACACUGCUCUUCUAUGUCAGCAGGAAUCGCGAAUCUGAUUCGUUGCAGAAGGAAAUAAUGCAGGCCUGCCUCAAGAGAUGUGUCACGGCUGCGCACGAAUCAAUCACCCAAAUGCGCCUCCUGCACAAACACAACUUGCUCUCUUCGUUCUGGCAUAACUCACAUUAUGUCUUCGCCGCUCUCGGCGUUCUUCUCGUCUAUCAGACGAUAGUAGAUCCAUACACUAAAGCAGAUAUUGGUCUUGCCGCCUCGGUCAACAUCGAUGAUGCCAUCCGCCAAGGUAUGGAGAACCUUGAGCGGGUGGGUGGUCACAUGCAUCCUUUAGCUUCGCGAUAUGUCCAAUUCUUUCAAAAGCUGCAAUCCCGGCUAUGGACUAUGUCCAGCACAUCUGCGAAUCCACACCGUACUGGAACAGUAGAGAGCACAGAUCCAAAUCUGGCUACUUCUGUGUCCAUGGUUGAAAUACAGCAAGGUUUAGAAUACCAAGCGCAAUUGCGAUCGCUUACCCACGAUGAUCCUGGUAUCCAAGACGAACUCCGACGUGCUGGAGAAGCAGCGUUCCUGACGCCCGGACUCAGAUUCGAGGAUGAAUCUGAACUCAUUGAAAAUGUUCUUCUUGACCAGGCAGGGUGGACCAAUUUAUUCGAUGAAUGGACUCGUCUGUAG